Messenger RNA from Gongylonema pulchrum, 342 nucleotides. Lineage: Eukaryota; Metazoa; Nematoda; Chromadorea; Rhabditida; Gongylonematidae. The record is from the annotation of a GenBank genome assembly.
AUGGGUUUCGUCACUGCUGGUCAGUGUGUCGGUCAGCGCGCGUGCGGUGCGGUCGCGUCGUUGGAUGGCUCUGCCGGUCGUCGUUGUGCUGCUGCUGGAUGUCAGCUUUCGACCUGGUCCAUUGGCGUGGAGUCAGCGGGGAUAGCGAUCCUCUGGAAACCCAGCGGGAGCUUACUAUGGUCUGCUGCCGCUGCUGCUGCUGCUUGUGGGGACCAUCUGCUGCUGCUGUUGCCUUCUGGACGGCCCCUGUUUCUCGCUGAGCAGUACUUGCAGCAGGGCGGCUGUUGUGUUGGUCAGCGCACGGCUGUCCUUGAGCCAUCGGACAGUGGGAUGAGCAGAUGA